AUGCGGUCGAUAUUCACGAGCUUGGCAGUAAUUGCAUCAGCUGGGCUUGCAGUAUUGGCUGAGGACGAUGAUGCCAGUCCUUUGAUGCAUCCACCCAUCCCACCUAUGAAGAGCAAGUAUGUGGCACCUGAUACACCAAAGUACGACUAUGCCGAAGUAUUGCACAAGAGCUAUCUAUUCUAUCACGCACAAAAAUCGGGUGCGUUGCCAUACCAACGUAUGGCAUGGCGGGGUGAUUCAUGCAAAGUGUGUGUGGGCGAUUUUUACGAAGACUUGUCACGUGGUUGGUACGAAGCAGCCAAUACCAUGAAAUGGGGUCUACCUUUUGGAUGGACAGCAACACAACUUGCAUUCAAUAUCUUCAUCUUUGAAGAUGCCAUGAAUUCAGUGGAUGAGCUUGCUGAGGGUCUCGAACUACUCAAAUGGGGUGCAGAUUACCUAAUGAAUUGUCAUUACAAUGAUACACACAUUGUCGGUCAAUUGGGAACAUCCUCUUUGGGACCAAUCUCAAAACAAAUUGAAUUGGAUGUUGAUUUCAAUUACUGGGGACCACCAGAAGAAUACGAACAAUGGGUGCCAAGUGGAUUACCGCACAAGGCGUAUUACUUGACACCUGACAACCCAUCAUCCGAAAUUGUGGGUGAAUACAGUGCUUCCAUGGCAGCUAUCUCCAUCCCAUGGCGCAAACACAACGCAACACUCGCUGAUGAGCUUGUGGAUCGUGCCAAGCGACUUUAUAAGUUUGCAACAGAUUAUCCCGGUAGCUAUGUUACAUCACGGCAUAAUGCUUUCCAAUGGGCGACGUUUUGGUAUCCAUCCACACGAUAUCAGGAUGAAUUGGCAUGGAGCGCUGCAUGGUUGUACGCAGCCACAAAAGAUCCGUUUUACCUAGAAGAGGCGAAAAAGUGGUACAAUUCUGAUCCUGAUUCCUGGUACGAGUACUCGUGGGAUGAAAAGGGUGGUGGCAUGCACGUGUUACUUUACGCCCUCACCAAGGAUGGAGAGUUUUACAAGAAUGCCAUGAUGUACUUUAACCAGUUCUUGCCAAGCCCUGAACAAAUCGUCAAGUUUACGCCACGGGGUCUUGCCUACAUUGAGCAUUGGGGUUCGGUUGGCUACUCGGGCAACGUCGCUUUCCUUAUGCUUGCAUUUUCUAAGCUUAUUGGAUAUGAGACCAUUGAAGCAAAACAAUUGACAUCGUUUGCCAUCCAACAAAUCAACUAUGCCCUUGGCGAUUACGGCUACUCAUGGGUGGUUGGCUUUGGUGAUAAUUACCCUAGUAAACCUUACCAUAAGGCAUCCUACAACUCAUUCAUCGAUUAUCCCUUACGUGGCCAUCAACAAGAUGAAGUUGAAGAAGAUUUUACGGGUAGCGCAACGAACCAGCGUUUCAUCUUGUAUGGUGCUGUUGAAGGAGGACCCAAUGUGGAUGAUUCAUGGCAUGAUGACCGAUCCAACUAUGAAUACUCUGAAGUAACACAAGAUUACAAUGCUGCAUGGACUGGUGCUAUUGCAGGCCUCAUUGAUUAUUAUGGCACGGAUAAGUUUGAGCCCUACACCGAUUGUGGUCUUGAUCUUGGUUGGAACCAUCCAAAUGCAAGCACUCCACCUGCAUGGCCCGAAGAUGAUUGUUAUCACACUUGCAACAAGAAUUGCCCUCGUGGCCAACUCAAAUCCUCGUUCUCUUGGCGUAUGCUUAUGGAGCCUGAUAACCUUGACAAGAACAUUGACAUCCUCUAUCCUGGAAAGGGUGCCAUUCGUGCCGCUGCAGUGGAUGGUAAUCGUGCGAAUGCUGAAGAUCCUAGUGCUUACGAUGCUAGUGCUGCAAGGGAAGGUGAUGAUUAUCGAGCAGCUACUAAUAGCAAUAAGGCAAAGCAAGAUGACGCCAAGGAUAAUCAAUCGAAAAUGUCAUCAGCAACUCCCAACAAGAACAAAGCAUCCACUAUAAUCACGGGAUUAGGUGCAGCCUGGUUCCUCGGCAUGCUGGCAUCAUGCUUGGUUCAAUAG
Molecule: messenger RNA, 2007 nt
Organism: Lichtheimia ornata
Lineage: Eukaryota; Fungi; Mucoromycota; Mucoromycetes; Mucorales; Lichtheimiaceae
Exons: 2
Coding region: 1-2007 (668 amino acids)
Biological process (GO): carbohydrate metabolic process
Molecular function (GO): hydrolase activity, hydrolyzing O-glycosyl compounds
Source: RefSeq, a predicted model, not a curated record